Messenger RNA from Carassius gibelio (silver crucian carp), 1764 nucleotides. It is a transcript of the gene dnase2b, whose product is annotated as deoxyribonuclease II beta. Lineage: Eukaryota; Metazoa; Chordata; Actinopteri; Cypriniformes; Cyprinidae. The coding region runs from base 277 to 1323 and encodes 348 amino acids. Gene Ontology annotation, molecular function: deoxyribonuclease II activity. Gene Ontology annotation, biological process: apoptotic DNA fragmentation. The transcript is spliced from 6 exons. The record is from RefSeq and is a predicted model, not a curated record.
AUUACUUAAUUUACUGACUUUUUUACUGGUUUGAGGGGGGGGGAAAUCUAGUUUUUUUUUACAGAAGCAGAUUUUCAUUUCCCCAGUCCCUGCUAUAUUCAGGCUGCUUCACUGUCACUAUUACAGCUGCAGGAUCUCGGUCAUAAGACAAACUUCCUCUUUUUGACAUGAGAGCAGCUAUUUUGACUUCACAGCUUGGAAUCCGCGAGAAAGCGUCUCUCUGUUUUCAUUUAAGCAGGAAAUACAGAUGGUUUAUUCACUUUGAAUCAGACUGAGAUGUUAAGGUUGUUUCGACUCUGUGUGUAUACGCUGUUGUUUUUUAUCAGUUUUUCAGAGGCAGUGAUAUCCUGUUUAAAUGAGGAUGGUCAGCCUGUUGACUGGUUCAUUAUUUACAAACUUCCCAUUUACAAGAUGGAAGUUAAGGGAAGUGGAGUGGAUUACAUGUAUCUGGAUCCAUCAGUCGUGGAUUUCCAGAUGAGUAAACAUACAGUCAACAGCAGUAAAGGAGCUUUAGGAAGAACACUGACACAGCUUUACUCCAGAUAUACAUCUAACGGCUCAGUCUAUAUGGUUUACAAUGACGCUCCACCAGAACUGAAGUACCCAAGCAACUAUGGACAUACAAAAGGCGUACUGAUGUUUGACCACUCUCAGGGAUUUUGGCUCACACACAGUGUUCCUCAUUUCCCUCCGUUUCCAGAGAGAAAUUACAGUUACCCAUCUACAGGAAAAUACUACGGACAGACUCUGCUCUGUAUUACAUACAACUACGCACAGUUCCCUCAAAUAUCAUGGCAGUUAGCAUAUCUUAAUCCACGCAUGUAUAACUGCUCUGUCCCUAUGGCAUUUCGCCCGGACUUUGCAGUCAUGGCACAGAUUUGUGAUGGUAAGACACCUGCCAUUAAAAACAGAAGAAGUCUGCAGAAGCUGAAGUCAGUCCGAGGACAAACUUUUUUCAGUUUUGCCAAAUCACACAACUAUGUGGAUGACAUUUACACUGGUUGGGUGGCUCAAGCAUUGGGGACAGAUCUGCUGGUGGAGUCAUGGCUGCACCAGGCACAUCGGCUCCCCUCCAACUGCUCACUUCCCCGGCACGUGAUGAACAUUGACAGAGUUCGUCUUCCAGGACCGCAGAUGUUCAGAAGCUAUGAGGAUCAUUCAAAGUGGUGCGUGUCUUAUGCAUUCAAAGACCAGUGGGCAUGUCUGGGGGACUUGAACAGAGACAGUGGCCAGGCUGGCAGAGCUGGUGGGCUGAUAUGUUCUCAAAGCUCAGUCAUUUAUAAAGCUUUCCGUCAAGCCAUGGCUGGGUAUAAACACUGCUGAAAAAAAAAUACCUUCAGUACAUUGACUUUUGUGCAUGCAUUAACCACUUUUGAAAACCUAAUCAACAAAAGAAAAACAGUUUGUUUUUUAACCAAGUUUUAACAUUGUUUUAUUUUGUUUCAAACCUUUAUGACAUGUCAUUCCAAACCUGUUUAUGUUAAUAUGUUCUGUGAAACACAAAAUAAAACAGUUUGAAUAAUGUUGGCAACCAAACAGGUUUUUUUUUUUUUUUUUUUUUUUUUUUUUUUUGAUAAUUGAAAGAAAUAUUUUUGAAGUUGUAAAUAAAACAAAGAUCACUGGAGUGAUGUUUGUUUAAUAAACACAUUUAUUCUGUACGCAAAUUCACAUUUAAUUCAAUCUGUUGUGUGCCAUGUCUUUGUAGUUACUUGUAAAACUAGUGAAAUAAAAAAUAAAUGAAUUAAGAAGGUGAAUUAAAAAGAA